Drosophila hydei is the source of this 1223-nucleotide messenger RNA. RefSeq names its product transmembrane emp24 domain-containing protein 3 (gene p24-1). Gene Ontology annotation, biological process: endoplasmic reticulum to Golgi vesicle-mediated transport; Golgi organization; intracellular protein transport. The record is from RefSeq and is a predicted model, not a curated record. Lineage: Eukaryota; Metazoa; Arthropoda; Insecta; Diptera; Drosophilidae. Gene Ontology annotation, cellular component: Golgi apparatus; endoplasmic reticulum; COPII-coated ER to Golgi transport vesicle. The coding region runs from base 306 to 1013 and encodes 235 amino acids. The transcript is spliced from 2 exons.
GCUGCACAACGAGAACACUAAAAAAAGUGUUGACACGUUGACAGAACAAUUGGUUCGUGUCUUACGAAAAAUUAAAUACAAUUACUUUGUCAUUGGUAUAUUUAGCCAACAAUCAAAAAUCUAGCAAUAAAAAAAAACAUAACGUUGCAAUAACGUAUUAAGCAGUGCAAAGUAGGCAAAAAAGCCGAUACCGAAGAUUCCAGCGAACGACCGGCAAACUUAACUCUCAAGACAGCUGUUGCGUGGCAGCAAAUCCUUUAUUUAGUCAUUAGCCAGCUGCAUACCAAAUAGAAGAAGAUCGUAAGAUGCGGGACGAGCAGCUGAACAACCAAAGGAACGACAUCAACCUAAGCAAAAGCAGAAAUAACAAAAAGUUAACUUCAAUGCUGUGGCUGCCGCUGAUAGCGCUGAUGGCGCUGCUGCAAUGCAGCGCGGCAGUGGAGUUCACGUUCGAUUUGGCGGAUAAUGCCGAGGAUUGUUUCUACGAGGAGAUCAGUCGGAAUACGAGUGCCUAUUUCGAAUUUCAAGUGUCUGCUGGCGGUCAACAGGAUGUGGAUGUGACGCUGAAGGAUCCACAAAAUAAGAUAAUUUAUUCGUUGUCGCGUGCGACCUUCGACAGCCAUCAGUUUACUGCGGAGACAACGGGCGUUUAUACGGCCUGUUUUAGCAAUAAAUUCUCUGCGUUCUCGCACAAAAUCGUCUACGUGGACUUUCAGGUGGGCGAGGAGCCAUCACUACCAGGCGUUGAUGAGCACGCCACGGUGCUCACCCAAAUGGAGACCUCAUCCCAGGCAAUACACAAAGCACUUAACGACAUACUCGACGCCCAGACGCACCAUCGCUUAAGAGAGGCCCAAGGACGUAAACGAGCCGAGGACAUUAAUCAACGUGUCAUGAUCUGGGCAUCCCUGGAAACGGUUACCGUUGUCCUGAUUGGACUCAUCCAAAUCUGGGUGUUGCGCAACUUCUUUACGGAUCGCAAGCCCAGCCAGGCGCGCUAUGGACGUCUGUAAGGCUAUGAAUGGAAGCACUUGGAGCAGCGCAACUAUCUCUACCAUACACACACAAACACACACACAUUUAAACAUAAAUAUAAAUAUAUUAAAUUUUUUUUUUAAAUCUUAAUUUUAUUAAAAUUGUUGUCACGCCAAAAACUCCUCUCACAUGUAUUCCAAAAGCCUGGCUCAGCAAACAAAGUCGACGCCCCCCAUUAAAAAAAGAAU